GUAAGUCUAAAGAUAAACACCAGAAGGGCAUUUAUUCCAAAAGAUUUUCAUCCGACAAUUGAGUAGUCGAGAAAUUAACAAGCAUCUAUGACAUGACGGAAGACAUAUCUAAUGUCUAAUUAAGCUGUGUGUUCUCACGACAGAAUUAUCCGGUCUUCAGGAAUGUUAUUUAUUAGAUGUAGUUAAAAAAAACAUAUCACUUAGCGCAAUAUAAGGGUGCUGAAGACAAAAUUGAGAAAUGUUCAUUUGAUUUUGUGCAGAUGCUAUAAGGAUAACUUCGCCGACUUACAGUCUACUAGCAGCGAUAUCUACCCUGUGCUGAACAAAUUGGAAAUAACUAAUUAUAAAUUUUGUGCGUGCGGAGGUUUUAAGAAAAUGUAAAAUCCAUAGAAGGAUUGCCGGACUCGGAUUGACAUCAAGCACAAACACAAAUAACAAAAAGUACAGAUUUAAGAGUACUCGCAGUUUAUGUGUGAACUAUUUUUCAAAGCCUUAUUUCAUCUAUACUGAAAAUAUCAUGUUUUCCAGACAAAGUUAAUGACUUUAAGAAAACAAUGAAACCAACAUAUUUUCUUGGACUAUUUUUAUUAGCGAUAUUGAUAACACCAAUCCGUGCUCCUCUUCCUGCACUAUUACCGCUCGUUGCAAUGUUUGGAGCUGGGUCUUUACUUGGACCAAAGCUGAUGGGAGGAGGAGGUUUUUUCGGAGGAGGAGGCAGUGACCAAAAAACAACUUACAUUCACCUCCCCCAGUCAUCAUCAUCUAGUAGUAGCUAUGACAGUUAUGGUGGAUAUCCUGCAUACGGUGGAAUGCCAAGUUAUGGCAUGGGCAUGGGAGGAGGAAUGAUGGGUGGCAUGGGUGGUAUGCCAAGCUAUGGUGGAAUGGGAGGAGGAAUGCAAGGAGGAAUGGGUGGAGGUAGUUACAUGUCACAGGGAGGAGGUAGUAUGGGAGGAGGAUUCGGAGGUGGACAAUAUGAUUUCGCCGGAAGACGCAGAAGGAGGUCUUUAAGACAAAGACGAUCGGCAAAUAUGUUUAGACCAUUGGUUUAAGUUGAUCGCAGACGAUGAAACAAUUGACUAACAAGAUCGCAGAAAUCUAGUAAUUAAUAAUAAAAAUGUAAAGGCUUUAACUGUUGUACAGUGAAUGCGACUUCUUCGGAAAUACGCUGAUUAUGAAACUUAUGGUAUAUCUUACUGACGUAGCUUUCCCAAGCCGGUUUGGGAAGAGGUUUGUCUUACUACACAAAGAUAAAGUGCUUGUAGUAAGACGAUGAGGGCAGAUAUCGAAACUAUCGAACGGGUACACACAGAAUUAUUUUUACUUGUAAAUAAAUAUACGUUUUUUA
Messenger RNA from Mytilus trossulus (common blue mussel), 1345 nucleotides. RefSeq lists its product as uncharacterized. The record is from RefSeq and is a predicted model, not a curated record. The coding region runs from base 555 to 1049 and encodes 164 amino acids. NCBI's taxonomy places the organism in Eukaryota, Metazoa, Mollusca, Bivalvia, Mytilida, Mytilidae. The transcript has 5 exons.